AUGCCCUCAGGCCGCUACGGAGGUGGCUUCGGCGGCGGCUAUGGUGGUCGUCAGCAGACUUGCUACUCCUGUGGCGGUUUCGGCCACAUGGCCCGUGACUGCACUCAAGGCCAGAAAUGCUACAACUGCGGAGAGAAUGGCCACGUUUCGCGCGAUUGUCCCACAGAGGCUAAGGGUGAGCGGGUUUGCUACCACUGCAAGCAACCCGGCCACAUCCAGAGCGCGUGCCCCAACAACUAG
Messenger RNA from Aspergillus mulundensis, 240 nucleotides. Its product is annotated as putative zinc knuckle domain protein (Byr3). Gene Ontology annotation, cellular component: cytoplasm. Gene Ontology annotation, biological process: positive regulation of cytoplasmic translation. The record is from RefSeq and is a predicted model, not a curated record. The coding region runs from base 1 to 240 and encodes 79 amino acids. The transcript is spliced from 3 exons. NCBI's taxonomy places the organism in Eukaryota, Fungi, Ascomycota, Eurotiomycetes, Eurotiales, Aspergillaceae. Gene Ontology annotation, molecular function: single-stranded RNA binding; zinc ion binding; mRNA binding.